Molecule: messenger RNA, 894 nt
Organism: Acanthamoeba castellanii str. Neff
Lineage: Eukaryota; Discosea; Longamoebia; Acanthamoebidae
Exons: 3
Coding region: 1-894 (297 amino acids)
Source: RefSeq, a predicted model, not a curated record
AUGGAUUCCGAAGAGGGCAAACCAGGCACUGUUGUGUGGGCCAAGCUGGCUGGCUUCGCCUUGUGGCCCGCACGGCCAUGGGACGAAAACUAUGAGAGGAAUAUCAAGGGGAGCAAGGCCAAAGCCUUCGCCAAGGGCCUCAAAGAAGCCAGACAGUGGCUAACCGCGCGCAAACACGUCUUCCCGGUCUAUCAAGUCACCUCGGGAGACGACGAAGACAGCAGCGAAAGCGAGAGCGAAAGUGCCAGCGGCGGCGGCAGCAGCAGCGACGAGGAGCAGUUGACAUCGAAGAGGGGAUCCACGAAAACGGAAUUCAAGCGGCGGACGGCGAAAGGAAAGCAAGCCAUCAGCAACCGAAAGGGACGAGAUGGCGAAAGCGGCAGGGGGAAGCUGGCGAAGAAGGACGAGGCAAGCGAAGGAGAUGCCGAAAGUAGACGAAAUGCCAAGAGGCGCAGGCUGGAGCAGCGUCAAACUGAGCGACAGGCCCGUGACAGCGAUCCCGAGGCGAUGAAACGAAGAGUCAAGCGGCACGCCAUCCAGCGACGGCUGGGUCUUUGCCCUCCCGCUGGCGUACGCGAGAUCGUACUCCUACAACGCGAGCGGAAGACACGGGAGGAGGAGAAGGACGCUGCCGCCGCCACAGAGAAGGAAAAGCGCGCGAAGCAAAAAGUAAAGGAGGAGAGAAAGGAAGAGGAAAAGAAGAAGAAAAAGAAAGAGAAGAAAGAGCGCGGAAAGGACGACAAAAGGAAAGACAGGACAGGAAAGAGGGACACCAAGAAGAGGAAACGGGACAAGGACCUUGGAGACAAGAAGGAGCGCCCAACCAAGGUGUCACGCAAAAAGGAGAGCACUGAAGAAGGGAAGCACGGCCAAGCCAGUGAUGACGUGCCUUAG